This is a messenger RNA of Thlaspi arvense, 378 nucleotides long. NCBI's taxonomy places the organism in Eukaryota, Viridiplantae, Streptophyta, Magnoliopsida, Brassicales, Brassicaceae. The record is from the annotation of a GenBank genome assembly.
AUGACGACGAAAGACAGAAAAGAGGAUAAAAUCGUCAGGAUCCCACCGGAGGUGACUCGAUUGCUCUACGUUAGGAACGUUCCGUUCAAAGUAACGAGCGAGGAGAUGUACGAUAUAUUCGGCAGGUACGGUGCGAUUCGCCAGGUUCGUAUCGGCUGCACCAAGGCCACGAGAGGCACGGCCAUAGUUGUUUACGAAGAUAUCCAGGAUGCGAAGAAGGCCGUCGACAAUCUCUCUGGCUUCAACGUCACGAAUCGGUACCUCAUCGUCACUUACUACCACCACGCGAAGAUGAACAAGAAGGUCGACCUGAACAAGGGCGAAGAAGAUGUCGCCAAGUUGCAGGAGAAGUAUGGAGUCUCUACCAAAGAUAAGUAA